UUAUUUGAAAAAGCGAUUACAAACAAUAUUUGAGGACUAAGGUCCCUUCUUACAAAAUUGCGAGAUUAAUUGAGAAGAUUGUCUUCUCUUCUCAAUUUCACAGUUUUGCAGUUCACACCUAACUGCACUGCCACUGAACACACAGGGUUGGUUUCUUCUGCAAUGGCUGCUUCAUCUUCACUUUUCUCCUGCUCAAUGCACAUGGAGUUGUUUUCUCCAAAGAUAUCAAAAUGCCCUACAGAUUUUGUAUGCUGUCGUAGCAAAAUCUCCUAUAUGGUACCUAGUUAUUUAAAAUCUACAUGCUAUCCUAUUUCUAGAUUUUUAUGCACAAACAAUUUGUCAAAAUGUGACAAUGUGAAAAAAUCCUGGCAAAGAGACGGAAUCCAUUGCUUUUUAGAGGGGCAGAAAUUUCAACUUGAUGAUGUUAUUGAAGCUCAACAGUUUGAUACAGAUACUCUCAACGCCAUUUUUAAAGUUGCGCGAGAUAUGGAGAAUAUUGAGAGAAAUUCUCCUGAAAGCCAGAUUUUAGAGGGUUAUCUUAUGUCUACCUUAUUUUACGAGCCCUCUACUAGAACUAGACUUUCAUUUGAGUCUGCUAUGAGAAGACUGGGUGGAGAGGUUUUAACAACGGAAAAUGCUAGAGAAUUUUCGUCCGCGGCUAAAGGAGAGACGCUUGAAGAUACAAUAAGAACAGUUGAGGGUUACUCUGACUUAAUUGUGCUUCGACACUUUGAAAGUGGUGCUGCCAGAAGAGCUGCAGCUAUUGCUGGCAUUCCAAUAGUCAAUGCGGGGGAUGGACCUGGACAACAUCCGACCCAGGCACUUUUGGAUGUCUAUACAAUUGAAAGAGAGAUUGGAAAGCUUGAUGGUAUUAAAGUUGGGCUUGUUGGAGACCUAGCCAACGGAAGGACGGUUCGAUCACUGGCCUACUUGCUUGCAAAGUACAAGGAUGUGAAAAUUUAUUUUGUCUCUCCAGAUGUGGUAAAAAUGAAGGACGAUAUAAAAGACUAUUUGACAUCAAAAGGAGUGGAUUGGGAAGAAAGUUCUGAUUUAGUGGAAGUGGCCUCCGAGUGUGACGUGGUUUAUCAAACUCGUAUUCAAAAAGAACGAUUUGGAGAAAGACUCGACCUAUAUGAAAAAGCAAGAGGCAAGUAUAUUGUGAAUCAGAAUAUUCUGAAGGCGAUGCAAAGACAUGCCGUGGUUAUGCACCCUCUUCCAAGACUUGAUGCAGAUCACUGUGGAUGUUGAUGCUGAUCCAAGGGCUGCUUACUUUAGGCAAGCCAAAUAUGGUUUAUAUAUUCGGAUGGCUAUUUUGAAACUCUUGCUUGUUGGGUGGUGAACUUGCAAUUCAUCUUCAAAAUGUCUGCAAGAUGCUGAAACAUCAAUCGUACCUUCUUAUGCUUUUGCUUGUCACAUCCUUUAAUACUUGUCCUUUUUGUUUUUCAUUAUACUUUCUAAUCUUUAAGAGAUUAAAGAUGGUAAGCAGACAGUGUAAAGAUAUCAUACACACUCGGCCAAUCAAUAUCUAUCAUUUUGACACAUCAUAUUUUAUUAUUUUUUUAAAUAAUUCAAUUGAAAAAAUAUAUCAAAACCACCCAUACUCACAUCUUCAUCUACCCUACUCACAAAGCUCCUCCUCUCACUAUUGAUUUCAUAUACCCUACUCCCCUUGAUUUCAUCUGUAACUGCUUUGUAUCAUUCAUGGCCUCUAUCAUCUGCAUAUUCAACCUGCAUCCAAAAUCUUGAUAAACUCCUACACCAAUUCCUCUCGGUUCCUUAAUUAAGAUAACUAAAUCUUCAUUAAGAUCCCCUCUCUCCACCGCAGUCUUCCAUAAACGUCGUUAUCCUUACCAUAUUGACUACCUUACGAUCAACACCUUGUUCUGCCUCUUAAAUUUCAUCUUGGUGAAGCUAUAGAGCAACCAGCACCGUAUGCCCGAUCUCAGCGCCAUUACCGGGAAGCACACUAAUUCUCCAAGACAACCAUCAAC
This is a messenger RNA of Medicago truncatula (barrel medic), 1991 nucleotides long. RefSeq names its product aspartate carbamoyltransferase 3, chloroplastic. The record is from RefSeq and is a predicted model, not a curated record. NCBI's taxonomy places the organism in Eukaryota, Viridiplantae, Streptophyta, Magnoliopsida, Fabales, Fabaceae. Gene Ontology annotation, biological process: 'de novo' pyrimidine nucleobase biosynthetic process; amino acid metabolic process. The coding region runs from base 163 to 1248 and encodes 361 amino acids. Gene Ontology annotation, molecular function: amino acid binding; aspartate carbamoyltransferase activity. The transcript has 6 exons.